Molecule: messenger RNA, 1832 nt
Organism: Diospyros lotus (date-plum)
Lineage: Eukaryota; Viridiplantae; Streptophyta; Magnoliopsida; Ericales; Ebenaceae
Product: putative protease Do-like 14
Exons: 11
Coding region: 136-1464 (442 amino acids)
Biological process (GO): proteolysis
Molecular function (GO): protein binding; serine-type endopeptidase activity
Source: RefSeq, a predicted model, not a curated record
AUUAAAUUCCAGAAGACAGACAGCACAGCACCGCUCAACGGCACGGAAACGAGGGGGAGGUUUUGUUAGGGCUUUUCGUUUCGUUGAUAGCUGACACCUCCCAGAAUUACAUACAGUCCAGUGCAAGCAUCAAGCAUGCGAUAUCUCUUGGGUAAGGUUUCAAUCUCCGGCAAACACUCCCUCGUACGUUUAGCGGCUUUGGCUGCCGCUGGAUCGGGGUUGCUCUACACAAACAAUGCUAACACGGAUUCAACUAAAUUAAUUGCAGGAACAUCAAUACUAGUUUCAGUUCCUUCGCCAUUGCGCGAAUCCUUAUCGCGGCCGUGGAGAAACUUGCAAGAGAUUAUAGCCCGUCCUUCAUCUGUGUCUUUGGAUUUUAUACAACAUGGAAAUCUUCCAUUAUUUUUUUCUAGAACUGGCUCAGUGCCGUCGGCAGAUAUAAGCAAGGAAGUACCAGGGGAGGUUGGAGAUGGGCAAAAAACUUGUCCUGGAUGUUUGGGUAGAGACACCAUUGCAAAUGCCGCUGCAAGGGUUGGUCCUGCUGUUGUCAAUCUAUCAGUUCCUCAAAGUUUUCACGGGCUGACUGUGGGAAAGAGUAUAGGUUCUGGAACUAUCAUUCAUUCCGAUGGCACCAUCUUGACUUGUGCUCAUGUGGUUGUUGAUUUCCAAGGUUUACAGUCUACAUCCAAGGGGAAGGUUGAUGUUACAUUGCAAGAUGGUCGAACUUUUGAGGGUACGGUGCUGAAUGCUGAUUUACAUUCUGAUAUUGCUAUUGUAAAGAUCAAUUCCAAAACUCCACUUCCAAUGGCAAAACUUGGCUCUUCAAGUAAGCUUCGCCCAGGGGAUUGGGUUGUAGCUGUGGGUUGUCCUCUUUCCCUCCAAAAUACAGUUACAGCUGGUAUAGUAAGUUGUGUCGAUCGGAAAAGCAGUGAUUUGGGUCUUGGAGGAAUGCGGAGGGAGUAUCUCCAAACAGAUUGUGCAAUCAAUGUUGGUAAUUCUGGUGGACCUCUUGUUAAUAUUGAUGGUGAGGUUGUUGGUUUGAACAUAAUGAAAGUACUGGCAGCUGAUGGAUUGAGCUUUGCUGUACCAAUUGAUUCAGUUUCUACCAUCAUAGAGCAUUUCAAGAAAAAUGGGAGAGUUGUUCGACCUUGGAUUGGGCUGAAGAUGAUCGAUCUUAAUGAUAUGAUUGUUGCUCAGCUUAAGGAAAAGAAUGCUGCAUUCCCCAACAUUGACAAAGGAGUUCUUGUAUCAAUGAUAUUCCCAGGAUCACCUGCUGAUCGUGCUGGGUUCCGCCCAGGUGAUGUUGUUGUUCAAUUUGAGGGCAGACCUGUGGGGAGCAUUAAAGAGAUCAUUGAAAUAAUGGGGGACAAGGUUGGGAAACCCAUGAAGGCUGUUGUGAAAAGAACCAACGACAUAUCUGAGACAUUGACCGUGGUUCCCGAGGAGGCAAAUCCAGAUAUAUAAUUCACUGUGAUUCCUCAGCCAGAAACAACAAUUCAAGCCCGCCCGCCCAGCCCCCAGUGAGGUGCUUCAAAGUUAUGAUGUCUUUUACUAAUUUGUAACUGUAAUAUUUCCCAACCAUUUAGCUUCGCUUUACUAAAAUAUUACUUUAAUCGUGUCACAAUUUUUGUCUAAAUAUAAAAGAGGUCAGGAGGAUGAGAUUUGGGUUACUCUGUAUGCACUUUAUUUACCCAGUCCUUCACAAUGUGGCACUACCCCCCGGGGAGAUGAGCUAAUCGGAUAUAGAUAGGAAUCACAAUAUUUGGCUCUCUCAAGUGGUUUGACUUGGAGGUCUUGGGCCUUAUGUUAAUAAAUAAACCACCAAUUGUUAA